Molecule: messenger RNA, 911 nt
Organism: Erigeron canadensis
Lineage: Eukaryota; Viridiplantae; Streptophyta; Magnoliopsida; Asterales; Asteraceae
Product: very-long-chain (3R)-3-hydroxyacyl-CoA dehydratase 2
Exons: 9
Coding region: 83-748 (221 amino acids)
Biological process (GO): very long-chain fatty acid biosynthetic process; sphingolipid biosynthetic process; fatty acid elongation
Cellular component (GO): endoplasmic reticulum membrane
Molecular function (GO): 3-hydroxyacyl-CoA dehydratase activity
Source: RefSeq, a predicted model, not a curated record
CACAACCGGUAUCAUCUGUUUUCAACCACCUUCGUUUUUGAAGGGUUAAGACUAAAGAGAGACGACAGCCAGAGUCCAAUCAAUGACGAGGGGAAGUCUCUCAAAUCUAUAUCUUUUCAUUUACAACUCUGCUCAAGCUUUUGGAUGGGCAACUGCUUUGUUCAAACUUUCAGUUUCCUUUUCAUCAACAAAAUCAGUUAAUGGCGGUUACGCCUCUGCUGGAGAACUAAUAUGCUUGUUACAAACCGUUGGAUUUAUGGAAGUGCUUCAUGGAGCUUUAGGUAUCGUUCCUAGUGGAUUCUUAUUCCCUCUGAUGCAAUGGGGAGGAAGGACACAUUUCCUGCUGGCAAUUGUCCGUCAAAUAAACGAGGUUCAAGAUUCACCAGCGGUUUUAAUUGCGUUUUUGGCUUGGUGUUGCAUGGAGAUUGUUAGGUAUCCAUUCUAUGCUUUGAGCUGCUUGGGUAAAUGCCCUUCUUUUCUUACCUACCUCAGGUAUACAGUCUUCAUUGUGAUUUACCCAAUUGGAGUUCUGGGUGAAAUGUGGAUCAUGUACAAAUCACUUCCGGCCAUCAUGGAGAAAAACCUAUAUGCAGAUUAUUUUGCUGCCAUCCCUUUCAGCUACUAUACAUUUGUCAAGGUGGUCCUUAUCUGCUACCCAUUUCUAUGGUUGCAACUAUACCUCUAUUUGUUCAAGCAGAGGCGAUCAAAACUACGCCCGCGCAGUGAGAAGGAGAAAAAGAAAAAGUGAAGACUCAAAUUCUUUCAUUCUAACUUAAAAGUUGAAGGUGAAAACCAUCUCCUUUAUUAGCUUUUGGCUAGCUGGUAUUCAACUGUGUGUCCUUUAAUCUUCUUCCAUAUGAAUCAUUAUUUGAAUACUUGCUUAUUUAAAUCAAUAAACACUUGUUUCUUUA